AUCCACAGCACGACCUGAUGGGGUGCGCAUCACCGGUGGCUAGACGCUGGAAGGAAGCUCAGUGAGCACAGGAGAGAGAGAGAGAGGGAGAGAGGGAGGGAGGGCUCGGAGGGAAAACCCCCAGGGGAAGGAGGAGCUGGGAAUUCAGCCAACUUGGCGGGACUUGCCCAAGAGCCGGCCACCCCCGCGGGGUCCCGCGUCUCCCGCCGCACCCACCAGUCGCCGUCCCAAGCAAAAGCGAAAGGAAGCCGAGUGGUCCCGCGUGGCGUGGCGUAGGCGGGGAGGUGGCCGCGCGCUCUAGUUCCGCGGGACCCGGCUGCCGCUUUGUGACUUCACCGGUUUCGCAACAAGCCAGCACUGCCCGUGCCCCACCCACCCGGCUGUCCGUCCGCCCUCCGCCCACUCGGCUCUGAGCGCGCUUCCCUCCCUCCGGGGCUGGGCCUGCCCUGGCCGUCGCGGAGCCUCUGUCCUGCCGUGCGUUAGCUGUCUGUGUCUUGGCCACCGCCUCCAGGCAGCCCGCAGCAAGCCUGCUUCGUCUUCCGACGAGCUCAGCGCCCUCUCACCGCGAUGCUGUGCUUCCUCAAGGGAAUGGCUUUCGUCCCCUUCCUCCUGGUGACUUGGUCGUCCGCAGCCUUCAUUAUCUCCUACGUGGUCGCGGUGCUCUCUGGGCACGUCAACCCCUUUCUCCCCUAUAUCAGUGACACAGGAACAACUCCUCCAGAGAGUGGUAUUUUUGGAUUCAUGAUAAACUUCUCUGCAUUUCUUGGUGCAGCUACGAUGUACACAAGAUAUAAGAUAGUGGAGAAGCAGAAUGAGACCUGCUACUUCGGCACUCCUGUUUUUAACCUGGUGUCGUUGGUGCUCGGAUUGGUGGGAUGCAUUGGAAUGGGCAUUGUAGCCAACUUCCAGGAGUUAGCGGUGCCUGUGGUUCACGAUGGCGGUGCGCUUCUGGCUUUCGUCUGCGGUGUGGUGUACACGCUCCUGCAAUCGAUCAUCUCCUACAAAUCAUGUCCCCAGUGGAACAGCCUCACUACGUGCCAUGUCCGGAUGGCCAUCUCCGCUGUUUCCUGCGCAGCUGUCGUCCCCAUGAUUGCCUGUGCUUCACUAAUUUCUAUAACCAAGCUGGAAUGGAAUCCAAAAGAAAAGGAUUAUAUGUAUCACGUGGUGAGCGCCAUCUGCGAGUGGACCGUGGCUUUUGGUUUUAUUUUCUAUUUCCUAACAUUCAUCCAAGAUUUCCAGAGUGUCACCCUAAGGAUAUCCACAGAAAUCAAUGAUGACUUUUGAAAGAGCGAGAAUCCUGUCUCACUCAGGGAGUGUCACAGACAGUUUCUGGAAGUGGACAGAGGACAGACGGGCUUGGAUGUCACCCUGAUCGGGACUUAUCUGUGGCACAUCCGGGACUUGAAUUUUAUUAAGAGUUCCUAGUAGUAGUUCAAUUUACAAAGGUAUGUUUCCCUGGAGAAUGGAUAGCACCAACGACACUAUAGCGAUAUUUUUAUAUUUUCUAAGACAGUCUUUUAUGAACAAAUUCAUAUGCAGAGAAGAUGAGGCAUUAUAGAGGGGAUGAUUAUUCUUGUAUAAAUUCUUUAGGCUUUUUAUGUAAGAAUGAUUUAUGAAAACACUAAGAGAAAAAAUGUUAAGGUUAGUACUUUUUAUUAAAGAAGCCAAAUCAAGGGAUAUUCACUUUAAAAUUUCAUUUUUUAAAAAAAUACAGUGACCUGCAUACAUUUUCAUCACAAGAGCAUUUAUACAAUUCAAUUCAUAGUGAUUAUAUGCCCAAAUGGUACAGAUUUAGGUAGUAAAUGAACAAUCUAAAUUUUUAGUGCAUUAAACAGAUGCUUUUACAGUUAAGGCCUCAAAUCCAUUUACAGUGCACAUUAACCAGCGAAUGUGGAAGACCUCGGUUUGAAAACUCAGCCUCCUCAUUGGCUUCUCCCCCACCCACAGCUUUACUGCCUCUGUUAACUGGUGGGCCCGGGAACUAAUGCCAGGUAGGAUGGGCUCAUCAGGGCAGUUUAGAAAUGAUCAAACUGCCCUUCGCUGUGACCCGGCAUCACAAGUGAGUUUAUCACUUCUCAGUUUCCCCGUAAGCCAGUCAAAGAGAAUGCAGAUCCAAGUCAGGGAGAAAGGAGAGCGCCCGUAGAAACUUCCAGAUGUAGGCUGCUGUUUAUUUGCUCCGUUCAAUGCCCGCGGGCCGCUGUUCUAUGACACUAUAGAGGAGAUGAGUCGAGCCCUUCCCGCAAGGCUUGGAGACUCCACCUUUCAUCCAGUUCACCUAUGACAAAGAAACACCAGCUGUUGUCGAGGAAGUGGCUAACAAGACCCCCAGUUCCAUAUCUAAGUCUGGGCAAGUGGGACCGGCCCCGAGGGCACGUGCCAAGGGCAGAGCAGCAGCCCAUCUGGACAGCCUUGGUGAAGGGGCAUCCCGAGAUCGAGGGGCGUGCAGCGGUGCCUCCUUAGGCUGCUAAGUGAAGAGUGCGGCUCAGCAGCCACUUCCGCCAUGACAUCCUGUGUCUUGCUCAGUGUGCAGUGGCGGCAGCCAACAUCCAUUUCUGAGUCCCUUGUAACAUCCCCAUUGAAAUCCUGAAGCAGAAAGACAGUGGUUGUCCUUCUGAGGAGAGAGAGGAGCGGAUACAUUUCUUGUGGAAGCUGGGGUGGACUGAAUCCGUGCCAUUCUUUGCUCUGAGCAAGAGGAACAUGGUUGAUGCUUUCCCAGAACGCACGUGGCUCUUUUUGCUUCCACUGGAGACCCGACCACGUGCCUUUACCCAGAGUGGAACACAGUGCCUUCUGGCAUACAAUAGGUGCUUAGUAAAUAGUCAUUGAAUGUAUGCAUGCAUAAAUGAAUGAACAAUUCAAGUAAUGACAAGGGAUGUUUGAGGUGCUAAGGGGUUUUAGUUCACGGUUAUUCUAGUGUCAACAGCUAGUCUGUGCCAAUUAGUAAUGUUGUCUGUUUUGCUUUGUGAACUAUUCUUGUUUCAACCUGUUCCAGCUGUGUGGGAUUCUGUGACAAGUCUCUUCUGGACAGAUACCACAGAAAUUGUUACAUGGGCUAGACCUGUCUUGGCAAACUGAGAAGGCCCCAAAUCACCCCAAGUCACACUCUGCAGAUUCCACGCGACUUCUAACGUUAUCCCUGUUUUGGUGUUAUUUUUAAUUUGUACAAAUAUGUAUUUCCUUGGACUUCGUACCUGAGAAAAUAAAAUAGAAUAUUUCUUUAUUUUAGUAA
Messenger RNA from Mastomys coucha (southern multimammate mouse), 3229 nucleotides. It is a transcript of the gene Dram1, whose product is annotated as DNA damage regulated autophagy modulator 1. The transcript is spliced from 7 exons. NCBI's taxonomy places the organism in Eukaryota, Metazoa, Chordata, Mammalia, Rodentia, Muridae. Gene Ontology annotation, biological process: regulation of autophagy. The record is from RefSeq and is a predicted model, not a curated record. Bases 568 to 1284 code for a protein of 238 amino acids. Gene Ontology annotation, cellular component: lysosome.